UAUUAAAGUGCUUCAAUGCGCCACCUACAGGCGAGAGAACUACAGGAUCUGGCGAAUAACUGGCGACCUCUUCAGCCUCGUGAAAAGCCUAUAAAAACCUGCCUAUUAUCAAAACCCUGCGUAUUUGUCCAGUCAGGCGUUUUGGGAAGGAGCUGUUUCUCUUGUCGCUGCAGGGGCUUGUGGGGGAGAUUUGGGACACAGACUGAAGAUCAGGACUCACCGUGGAGGCGGUCACGUGGCUGCCGCUGGAGUCGGGGAUCACAUGAUGAGCAGUGGUCAUAUCUGGAGGUUGUAACAAAUGGCAAGUACAACGACACGCUGCAGGCUUAUGCUGCUGGAAUUGUGGAGGGAGCGGUCACCUCGCAGCUCAUCUAUAAGCAUUGGAUGAACACGCUGAUGGGAUACUGUGGGCCAUUUGACCAGGGCUACUGUCAACGUCUGAAAGAAUACAUUACCACUAACCUGCGGUGGGUGGAAGAGCAAAUCAAGACAGCUGCAGAGUCGCCUUACUGGCAUCAGGUCCAUUUGUCUCUGCUGCAGCUGAAAGGUUUGGAAGAUGGUUAUAAUGGACAGUGUACAUUUCCAGAGCCAGGGGUCUACUUUAACCCCUUAGGAUUUCUACUUUUCCAGAUGGGUGGAGACUUGGAGGAUUUGGAAGCUGCACUGAACAAAUCCAGUCAAUCACGUACAGUGGGAUCCGGCUCCUGCUCUGCUCUAAUCAAACUCUUGCCGGGUAACAAAGAGCUUCUUGUUUCCCAUGACACGUGGAACAACUACCAGUCAAUGCUUAGGAUCAUGAAGAAAUAUGUUUUUUCAUUCCAUACAUCUGUGAAAGAUCAGACAUUGAUUCCUGGUAGUACUCAGGCGUUCUCCUCUUACCCUGGCUCCAUCUUUUCAGGAGAUGAUUUCUACAUUCUCAGCAGUGGCCUGGUUACACUGGAAACCACAAUUGGUAACAGUAACCCUGACUUGUGGAAAUUUGUGAAGCCUCGAGGCUCCGUCAUGGAGUGGCUGAGAAACAUUGUGGCAAACAGACUUGCUCGAUCUGGGAAAGAGUGGGCCGACAUUUUCAGUCAGUACAACAGUGGAACCUACAACAACCAAUGGAUGAUAGUUGACUAUAAGAGUUUCAUUCCUGGCAGACUCAAUCUGAAGAAAGGGUUGUUAACCGUGCUUGAGCAAAUACCAGGGAUGAUCCAAUCUGCAGAUAAAACUGAAGAACUGUAUAACACUAGCUACUGGGCCAGCUACAAUAUUCCGUAUUUUGAUGAGGUGUUUAAUGCGAGUGGCGGUCCAGAUCUGGUGAAGAAGUAUGGCUCGUGGUUCUCCUUUAGUGACAAUCCAAGAGCUCAGAUAUUCCGCCGCAACCAAUCCCUCGUUACUGACAUGGAGUCCAUGGUACGCUUAAUGAGAUACAAUAACUUUAAGAAUGAUCCUUUGUCGGAAUGUGAUGGCUGCAAUCCAGCCCAAAAUGGCGAGAAUGCAAUCUCCGCGCGAUCUGAUCUGAAUCCAGCCAAUGGCACAUACCCUUUUGGAGCUCUUAGACAGAGGCCUCAUGGUGGAACGGACAUGAAGAUGACUUCCUAUGGCUUAUUCAGGCAAUAUGAGCUGUUAGCAGUUAGUGGUCCAACAUGGGACCAGGUGCCUGUUUUUGAAUGGAGCACAUCUCCUUACAGCAGUUUAAUGCACAUAGGCCACCCAGACCGCUGGGAUUUCCCUAUUGUACAUGUCAGGUGGUCAGAAUAAAAGAUAUAUUGUAUGUCAUAUUGUAUGUCAUCAACCAACCUCAGAUUUGUUUGCUCUUCUCAAGGAGGUCAGUAUCCCCCCACUAAAAAAAAAAAAAAAAAAAAAACACAUUGUUUAGUUUCUGUCAUUAUCAGGUGCAAAAAAUUAUAUAUGUGAUACAUACACAAAAUACCUCUGGACAACUGCUCAAUUAGAUGAGAAAUGGCAUGCAGUGAAAUGUUGCUUUAACUUUUAAAGUUACUGGGAGUCCUAAUGUGCUAUAUCUACAUUAUCACAUUACAAUUCACAGUUCAAAACAUGCAUUCAGUAACUUGGUUUUCUAUGACAGAAAACCAAGAUUUGUUUCUUCCUGACACACAAACAUGUUUCUAAACUUUACUGGCUCCAUAAGCCAUCUUUGCAGGCAUCAGUUGGAGUUUUAUAAAAAGUAUUUCAAGGGAAAAAUUUUAUUUGCACAAUGUGAUCUAUGGAGUGUUUGAAAUGAGUGUUUUGAAAUUUUGAAUAAACAGCAAAUUUAUAUAA
Molecule: messenger RNA, 2268 nt
Organism: Pangasianodon hypophthalmus (striped catfish)
Lineage: Eukaryota; Metazoa; Chordata; Actinopteri; Siluriformes; Pangasiidae
Gene: plbd2
Product: phospholipase B domain containing 2
Exons: 12
Coding region: 16-1746 (576 amino acids)
Biological process (GO): phospholipid catabolic process
Cellular component (GO): extracellular region
Molecular function (GO): glycerophospholipase activity
Source: RefSeq, a predicted model, not a curated record